AUGAAGCUCACGGUCAAGACGCUGCAGGGCGUCGCCUUCCCCUUAGACGCAGAGCUCACGGACGCGGUUUCCGCUGUAAAGCAGAAGAUCAAGGAGCUGCAGAAGUUCCCCGUCUCUCAGCAGAAGCUCAUCCACGCAGGAAAAGUGCUCAAGGACGACAGCACAUUGGCGGAGUACAAUGUCAAGGAGAAUGACUUCCUGGUUGUGAUGGUCACCAAGCCCAAGGCGGCAAAGCCCUCAGCUGCUGCCCCCGCCGCAGCUCCGACGUCAACUCCCGCCGCUGCGGCCGCGGCUGCUUCCCCUGUCGCUGCGGCUCCCGCUUCGGCUGCCCCCAACACGUCUUCAGCCUCCAGUAGCACUUCUCCGGCUGUAUCCACCCCGUCAGCGGCUCCAGCCACGACUGCAGCCAGCUCGUCAUCAGGAGAAGGCAGUAAUGUCGUGUCCGACGAACAGAUGAGCGCCACAGUGCAGCAACUCGUAGACAUGGGCUUCCCGGAGGAUCAAGUGCGAAGUGCGCUGCGUGCGGCAUUCAACAACCCGGAGCGUGCAGUGGAGUACUUGAUGACGGGUAUUCCCGAGCAGGCUGCAGCGCCCGCACAGACGGCUGUUCCUUCGUCUGGAGCUAGCGCUGGCAGCGACGACGUGGCCAACUCUCUGGAGGCUCUUCGUAACCACCCACAGUUCGAUGCUCUGCGUCAGCUCGUGCAGUCCAACCCGGCGGCUUUGCCGGCGGUACUUCAACAGAUCGGCGCUCAGAGUCCCGAGCUACUGCGUCUGAUCCAUCAGAACCAGGAUCGCUUCGUGCAGAUGCUGAACGAGCCCAUUGGCACCCGUGAAGCUGGAUCGGCCCCCAGCAGCGGCUCUGGCGCUGGCGCAGCACCGUUCGACCUGGGAAUGGGAGGAAAUGGCGCGAUGCCGACUCCGCAGCAGAUUCAGCAGUUAGUGGACUCGCUCACACCAGAGCAACAGGCUCAGAUGGCUGCGCAAAUGGGAAUGAGCCCGGAGCAGCUUCGUGGGCUUUCUCAGAUGCUAAGCAACUUGCCUCCAGGAGCGAUGGAGCAGAUGAUGGCGUCUAUGGGCGGCGGUGCCGGUCUUGAAGGAAUUGGAGGAGGCGCCGGUGCUGGCGCUGGCGGCCACCGUAUCAUGCUGUCCGAAGAGGAAGCGGCAGCCGUGGACCGACUGUGCGAGAUGGGCUUCGAGCGCACGGAUGUGAUUCAGGCGUAUCUCGCAUGUGACAAGAACGAGGCGUUGGCGGCCAACUUCCUCAUGGAUAGCGGAGACAACUUUGGUGGAGGCGCUGCUGGUGGCGCAGGAGGUCAGGGCGACGACAACGAAGACAUUUACGGCUAA
This is a messenger RNA of Phytophthora infestans T30-4, 1350 nucleotides long. Its product is annotated as UV excision repair protein RAD23. Gene Ontology annotation, molecular function: damaged DNA binding; proteasome binding; ubiquitin binding. The record is from RefSeq and is a predicted model, not a curated record. NCBI's taxonomy places the organism in Eukaryota, Oomycota, Peronosporomycetes, Peronosporales, Peronosporaceae. The transcript is spliced from 2 exons. Bases 1 to 1350 code for a protein of 449 amino acids. Gene Ontology annotation, cellular component: cytosol; nucleoplasm. Gene Ontology annotation, biological process: proteasome-mediated ubiquitin-dependent protein catabolic process; nucleotide-excision repair.